Messenger RNA from Linnemannia hyalina, 2304 nucleotides. Lineage: Eukaryota; Fungi; Mortierellomycota; Mortierellomycetes; Mortierellales; Mortierellaceae. The record is from the annotation of a GenBank genome assembly.
AUGGGAGCCGACACGAAACGGAAACAUUCUAAGGAGGAGGACGAGGCCAAGAAGGCCAAGAAGAGCAAGUCAGCCACCACAACCACACCUGUUGAGUUAACAACAGCUGUCGAGGAGCAGGACCGGCCGAGCAAGAAGGCCAAGAAGGAGAAGAAGAACAAAGAGGUCAAGGAGAAGAAGAGCAAGAAGGAGAAGAAAGACAAGGACGACAAGAAGGACAAGAAGGAAAAGAAGGAGAAGAAAGACAAGAAGGAGAAGAAGAGCGCCAAAUCCGACUCUUCCGAUGACGAGUCAAGCGCACCUUCCAGCCCAGCUCCUGUCAGCGACAUCACCAGCAUGGAUGUGGAUGAGGAUGAGGAGGUUUUCGCUGCUGCUGCUGUCGUUCCUACGCUCUCUGCAGCGGAUAUCAUUGCGCAGUACAAGAAAGCCCAGGAGAGCAAGGCUCUGUUUGUCGUCACUAGCAAUGGAUCUGGCAGUCAGGACUCGGAGGAAUCGCAGAAGUCUGCCGCUGAGGGUGCUGCAAAGCCAUUCUAUGUUGCCCAGAUGGGUGCCAAAGUGGAUGACAAUGGACUGACGAGGAAGGACAGACGCCUUUUGAAGAUCAAGCAGAAGCAGAUUGACAGAAAGAGCGAAGGAAAUGGCGAGCCUGCAUUCAACGUCAAGGCUGGACACGAAAUGCUUACUCUCAAGGACCUGCGCGACUUGGUUGUGUUUAUCUUAACUGAGACGCCAUCACUGCCCUGGGUCGAGGUGAAAAACAAGUUCAAGAUCGACAAGGUCGUGAUGAUCUACGUUGCAGGACUGGACCCUCAACUUUUACAUAUCAACCUUCAAUCACCCGACGCACACAAGGCCGUCGCCUGGGGUGAGCGCGUGGAAAAGAACAAGGGUGUGGCUACCGAGCUUGAUUAUUUACGCUGGAAUUUCGAGCAAGUCAAUGUUGUCAAAGCCACGGGCGACAAGUUCAGAAUUCAUUCUCCUACCAACACUCUUUUGAGUGUGCCUCUGAGCAACUCUGAGAAGAUGAAGCGUGAAAAGGAGAAGAAGGCCGCCAAGUCAGCAAAGAACAGGAAGCCAGAAAACUUCAUGAUGACCCUGGAAGAGCUUCGCGAGAACAGCUUCCCUAUACCUCGUUAUCUGGAUCCCAGCCUCCCUGAGCUGAAGGCCGGUUGGACUGAGACUGCCAAGCCGCCAAAGACGACGCUUUCGCCUCCUCCCAAAAAGAUGAUUGCCAUGGAUUGUGAGAUGUGUAGGACAGAGGCAGGACAAGAGUUGACGCGAGUAACGCUGAUUGAUGAAGCAGGCAAGACCAUUUAUGAUGAGUUGGUGAUGCCCGAGAACCCCAUUCUCGACUAUUUAACACAGUACUCUGGUAUGACUGCAGCCCGUCUCAACGGUGUCACUACCCGACUGGCUGAAGUGCAGGAGAAGCUGAAGGAUCUUGUGGACUAUAACACCAUCCUGGUCGGGCACUCUCUUGAAAACGAUAUGCAGGUCUUGAAGCUUGCACAUCCAUUCAUUAUCGAUACUAGUUUGGUCUACCAUCAUACCCGUGGUCCACCAUACCGUCCCGGUUUGAAGUGGCUCUCCCAGAAGUGGCUCCAGCGUCAAAUUCAAGCCAACUUGGAGCGUGGACACGACUCUGCAGAGGAUGCGCUUGCCUGUAUGGAUCUGAUCAAGCUCAAGUUGACCAAGCCCAUUGGAUUUGGAGAGUAUGAACAGGACCAGGAAUCUCUCUUCUCGCGACUCCAGAGGUUCAACAACCCCAAGACCUCGGCGCUGAUUGAUUCCGAUGCUUUUGCUGGUCAGUCUGCGACGACUACGAUCCGGACAAAGAGUGAUGAGGAAGUUGUUGCGGCCGUUCCCGAGGUGAUCAAGAACCACAACUUUAUCUGGGCGCGGUUAAGAGAUAUCGAGCUCAACCACGGUAAAGUUAAAACUAUCGACUUGGCCGAGGGUCAGAUUGCCGAUAAGGGUCGUUUGUCCAAGGUCAGCAGUAGUGACAAGAUCCAGGCUUCGGAGGAGGAGAUCCGGCAGGGACUGCGAUCGAUCGACAAGUCUAUUGAGCGCAUUGUCGAUUCCUUGCCACCCCGUACUGCUGUGAUUGUGGCGAGUGGACAGGGAGACCAUCGCGAGGUGUCGAGGUUGCAGCAGCGCCAGAAGCACUUUAUGGAGCUCUAUAAGACCAAACACUUGUCUGAGAUUCCUAAGGAGGAGCACUUCCUGGAGGCUGACGAGAUUUUAUUGGCCAAGGCUGUUGAGGUCGCCAAAAGUGGUGUUUGCUUCCUGAAGAUCAAGCAGUAG